GUUUCAUGCUUACCUCUGGUUUGGUCUUCGUGAUGUUUCUAUUUUAACAAAAUUUUAUUUCAACUUUUAAUUUGUGCUAUAUAUACCUAUAUUUUUGAAUCGCUGUUUUGGUUUAAUUUUGUACAUUUGCUGUUAUUGCGCACUAAUGGUGUGCAUACCACUUGUGGUUUUGGGUUUACCCACCAACACCACGCAAAUGAAUUGUAUUGUGUUACACAUCUUCCACUCUUCACUAUACAUCCGUUAUUUAAAAAAAAUUACGCUUACCUUUGUACAAACGAAUAACGAUAUACGCCUUACAUUAACUGCUGUGUAUAUUAUUUAAAAUUCUUAAAAUACAAUAACGUAAAAAAAUAUGCCCGCACGCUGUCUACUUCACAUGCAAUUGUAAUGGUGUAUGGUGGGUAUAUGUACUGCUGUAACGUAAUGUUAUCGUAAUGCUGAUUGGCUGCGAUGACGUUGGCUUGCUGCACUGCUGGUCGCUGCAUGUCGCCGGCCCUAGACAAUGGCCCGCCUGUGCCCUCAAACGCCCCUUUUGUGAUCUACACUGAUGACCAUGGACAGUUACUGGACACCCUCCAGGUGUGCCAAGAUUUUAAUCGAGGCCUCUGCAACCGGCCGGCCUGUAAAUUCGUACAUAUUCAGGAUGGAGAUGGGGUUGAAGUGGUGGACCAGCGAGUGGCAGUAUGUCGUGAUGCUGCAACGGGUAAGUGUUCGCGCUCCGUCUGUAAAUACUAUCACAUCCCCAUUGCGCUGCCACCUGCGCCCAUCAUGGCUGCCCUAGCCUCCACCCUGCAGCAGUCACAACGACACUCACCAAACUGUUGAUUUAUGUCAGUUUAUAUAGGACUUUAUAAUAUAAUUAUUGUAAUAGUCAUUUAAUGACAAAAAAUGUGUUAGUUUUUCAUUGAUAUAGCAUAAGUAAUAAGAUACUGAGUGAGAAUAUCAGCCAGGCUCUGUGUUGGAACAAAAAUAAUUUUUGUAUCGUGUACUAAUUUGUUUAUAAUGUUGAUAAGGAUAACUCGUUAUUGGGCUUGUACAGAGCCACCCCAUUUAUUAAUUUUAUAGUAUUUAAUGUAUCGGGGGUACAACCCAGACAGUGGGCCAUUGAGUCACAGUAGUCGACGAGGGAGAUAUCUCUUUUUUAAGUUUUAUGUUUGUGAUGAUGUUUCUAUUUUUAUUGUUUUUAUAUUUGCUGUGAUUUUGAAGACGUUAAAUGUUAGAAAUGAGACGUAUCUAUUCUAAAAUAUUUUUAAUUCGAUAUUUUAUAAAAAUUACUUGCGUAGUGCCUGUACGGUUUUAUUUGGAGUAAAGUGUAACUAAACCUUGGGCUACCAAUCGGUCUAGUCAAAAAUCGAGUAGUUGUAUAAUAAUAUGUUCGGUUUAUUGUAACUCGAUAUCUCCCAACUUAAGUGCCACAAGUGUAUUUUAAAUCGAAAAUGUUCCUGAAAAGCAUUUAAGUAAGUUCCACAGUGUCUGAUGGUGUAUGGUAUUAAAGGGUAAGAUGCGAUUACGAGUGUACGUCGAGUGUAUGCGUAGAUAUAAUAAUGUAUAAAAUGAUAGAAUCCGUCAUGUUAUAAUGUGAAUAGAGUAUAAGUUUUAAUGUAUUCUCGUUAAUAGUUACUUUAUUAAUUAAUUACGAUAGCGCCUACAAAGUUUUUGUAAAAUUACACGAACUAAGUAUGAACAACUUGUUACAAUAGUAUGUAAGUUAGUAUCAAUCUUCCCUUUAAUACCAACCUAAGAGCUUCCAGAGUCAGAGCACGGGUCUCUGCUUUGCUUGCGCUAUUGUUUGCUAAGUCAGCUCUUUCUUGGGUUGCGCUAUUUGUGUGCCCCUGCAAACCUUUUGCAAAUUUCCUAUUUAUUUUCUGUUAAUGUGUAUGUACAAGGUUACAUUAGUAAAGGGAACUACAUUGAACCUUCAACCAUUUCUAUAAUGCAUAGAAGACACACACACACACAACACACAAAUCUGAAAAUUCCUAAACGUCGAAUCCGAUUUCAUGUGCCUUGUACAUGUGUAUUACAGGUUGUAGGAAGUUAUAGAAAUAGACACUUGCAAUCAGUCUUGUAAUUGUAGCAUGUAGGUUAGUACAACCUAGAGUAACUUCCCUAACAUAUAACUUUAUAUUGUUACGCAUGCCCCCAAAUUGGAUUAUUCUCAUUCUAUACUUAAUAUAGUUAGUGAUUAGCCGUUCCUUAGCAGAUAUUCCAUAAUUAAUUCUGGCGUCAUGUAGCUCGAAUGCGAUGAUAGAAGGGAAUCAUUAUUUCUCCAGCUUUUUACAUUUGCUUCGAAAUGUCCUUUCCGCUUUAACGUUCAGAUGAAUUCGUAAUGUCGAAACUUGUGUUCUUAGUACAUAAUUGAGGGGUGUAAAAAUAAUGACUCUGAUAAAACUGUGGCUUCCAUUUGUUACUUCGACAUCUAACUAAAUAAAAAUUUAUAAGCAAAAAUACAUCCACCUCAAUUACCUACUCCAAAAUUUUUCGUAAAUUCUUUGCACAAUUUUAGAGAUACAUAUUCAAUAGGCUUUUUAUAGUGCUUUUGAACCUCUCUUAUUUGGCCUUGCUUAGUGCAGCUGUUGCUAUCGUGCUCGCUAGCUUUGCUGACAGAAUAUAAACUAACACUUGUUUGAUGUAUUUUAAUUUAAUUAUUGUUGUAUGUUACUGUUUUAUAGGUAUUUAUUUAGGGAAAGUCAGUUGUUCAAAAUUUCAUUAGUGUAGUUUAUUUAAAAUUGAUAUAUUAUAUAUUUUUAUAUUUUGUGUAAUGUACUUGUUCGUUAUUUCUGUUGUACUGACAUCCCAGUUAUGUUGUGAAAAAGUUUUACUCCGAGUCAUAAGCGAUCUGUACUCAGAUCUACACAACAAGCUGCCCGUCGUAAUCUAGUUGUUGUUAUUGAAAUAUUUUUACAUCUGGUAAAAUUAUCUGAAUCGAAGAGAGUGAAAUCAUAUUUCGACUGAGCCACAUUAUUUAACCGAAAAAUCUGUAAUUAUUGCAAAAACUGUUUUUAAGUAAAAAGGUGUGUAAAUAGUGGCUCAUUAUUUUUUCAUUUUAUCAACAACAAUUUUGUGAUAUUUUAGUAAUGAUUGUUAUUUAAGUCGUCACAUCACAAAGCAAGCAGCAAACUGUUUGCUCUAUCUGACAGAAAGUAAAAUAAUCGACUUUUGCCUUCUGUCAGUUCUGUUAAAAGUGUUACCAUUUAUUAAACACUGAUUAUGUUAAACGAUGAAAAGGUAAUCAGCAAUUUAAUUGCUCAGUGUUUAUUAUGGUAAUGCUUUCUUUAAGCUACUUGUAUAGUAAUACAGUGACUAAGGAAGAGGUUAUUCAAAAAUACGGAGAAAAUAAUUAAAUAACGAAACUAUAUUUUGUAAAGAUAUAUAUAUAAAAUUACAAUUGUGCGAUAUACAUAUAAAUAUAUAUUAUAUAUUAUUGAUUCUUGAAUAUUAAUCGUGUAAAUUAAAUUAAUAUAGAAAGGUGUGCAUGAUAAUUACAAUUCAUAAUUAUGUGUUUUCUCCUUGUUAUUGAAUAAUGGUCAAGCGUGUAGGAACCCUCUUUGAUUUGGGGCCUUGUGAUUUAUUAUUACUACAUAUUAAUACAGUCUUUUUCUCAUGUAAUAAUAUUGAUAUUUAAGUAUUGUAAUAAAAUUAUGAAUAAAAUAGAGUAUCGUUUAAUUGACACAAAUAUUUAUAGUUUAUUGAAGUAUGUCGGCCUUUUAUAGUUCCUACGCGCCUGUCUUGAAUUGGUGAACUAAUUUGAUAAAGUGUGUGAUUAUCUUUAUUGGUUGUGUUAUUGUUGCCGACAUUACUUGCCUAACUUUCAUUAGUGGUUGUGUUAAGUAAACAAUGUGCCAUAUCUGCUGUUAGAUUAUGUAUUCCAUCAUCUUAAUCAAAACAAUGUUAAGUAUCUUUGAUCUGCUCUAAUGUAGUCAGACAUUUUGUCAAAUUUUUAUGUUCACUUAUGUCUUAUAAGACAUGAUGAUUUAUUAUUGAUAUAUUAUUGAUUAUUAUUAAUUAUAAGAAUAAACUAAUGAUGUGAUGAUGAUCAUCUGAUCAAACAAAAAGGGGUUCAAAAUCCCCAUUUUCUGAAUAUAGUAGAGUUAAUAAACCA
Messenger RNA from Photinus pyralis (common eastern firefly), 4105 nucleotides. RefSeq names its product zinc finger CCCH domain-containing protein 28-like. The record is from RefSeq and is a predicted model, not a curated record. Lineage: Eukaryota; Metazoa; Arthropoda; Insecta; Coleoptera; Lampyridae. The transcript has 3 exons. The coding region runs from base 454 to 828 and encodes 124 amino acids. Gene Ontology annotation, molecular function: metal ion binding.